Sorex fumeus (smoky shrew) is the source of this 1043-nucleotide messenger RNA. It is a transcript of the gene MOB2, whose product is annotated as MOB kinase activator 2. The record is from RefSeq and is a predicted model, not a curated record. Gene Ontology annotation, cellular component: nucleus; cytoplasm. NCBI's taxonomy places the organism in Eukaryota, Metazoa, Chordata, Mammalia, Eulipotyphla, Soricidae. Bases 68 to 697 code for a protein of 209 amino acids. The transcript is spliced from 5 exons. Gene Ontology annotation, molecular function: protein kinase activator activity. Gene Ontology annotation, biological process: positive regulation of protein phosphorylation; signal transduction.
GCGAGUGUUUACUUCCGGCCGCCGGGCCGAGGCCGAGCGUGUGGGCGCGGGCGCGGGCCCCGCAGCCAUGGACUGGCUCAUGGGGAAGUCCAAAGCCAAGCCCAACGGGAAGAAGCCUGCAGCCGAGGAGAAGAAAGUGUACCUGGAGCCCGAGUACACCAAGGCCAGGGUCACCGACUUCGCCUUCAAGGAGCUGGUGGUGCUGCCCCGCGAGAUCGACCUCAACGAGUGGCUGGCGAGCAAUACGACAACGUUCUUCCACCACGUGAACCUUCAGUAUAGCACCAUCUCCGAGUUCUGCACCGGGGAGGCCUGCCAGACCAUGGCCGUGUGCAACACGCAGUACCACUGGUACGACGAGCGGGGCCGGAAGGUGAAGUGCACAGCGCCCCAGUACGUGGACUUCGUCAUGAGCUCCGUGCAGAAGCUGGUCACCGACGAGGACGUGUUCCCCACCAAGUACGGUACCUGUUCCACGUGCUGGCCCACAUCUACUCGGCCCACUUCAAGGAGACGCUGGCCCUGGAGCUGCACGCCCACCUCAACACGCUCUACGUGCACUUCAUCCUCUUCGCCCGCGAGUUCAACCUGCUCGACCCCAAAGAGACCGCGGUCAUGGACGACCUCACGGAGGUGCUGUGCAGCGGGGCCGGCGGGGAGGGGGCCGGCGCGGGCGCAGGGGCACAGAACCACGUGAAGGAGAGGUGAGCCCCGGCCCCGGCGCGCGUGUGCAGAGACGGUGACGGGGCUGCGUGUGCGCACACGCGCGGGGCGUGCUCGGCAGGAGGCCUGCGAGGGGACGCCGGCUGCGCUGACGGCCCCGGUGUGCGGGCAGCCGUGGGGCCCAGCUGCCAGGCGCGGGCUCUCCCCGCUCUCGGGGCUCAUCGGAGGACGCGCCCGGCCCCGGGUGCUGGCUUCGCGGUCUGCUUGGACGCUUCCAGGCAUCCCUCCCUCCCCCAGCCGCGCCUGGAUCUGACUCUCGGCGGCCAGGGCCUGCCGCCCUGGUCUCUCCUCCGGACCCUGUUCCCCAGGAGGCCUCUGUC